AUGUCUAUAAACUUCUCACAAAGAUCGCCCCUUCCUCGUAUCAAGCACCUGCAAUUGGGUGAGACCAUAGGGCAGGGUUCCUUUGCGUUUGUCAAGAAAGCGUCUUUGCAAUCUGAUCCCGACAAGAUAGUAGCAGUAAAGUUUGUUCAUCUUCCCACAUGUGCCAAAUACGGGCUAGACGAAAGAGCAGUGACUCAGGAAGUCAUUUUACAGUCGAAAUGCAGCUCGCAUGUGAACGUCUUGAAAAUAAUAGACUGUAACCUCACGCAAGAUUUUCUGUGGAUUGUUAUGGAGAUGGCUAGUGGUGGCGAUCUUUUUGAUAAAAUCGAACCCGAUGUCGGUGUGGAUGUCGAAGUGGUCCGUUUUUACUUCAAGCAGUUAGUCAAUGCUCUAGCGUACCUGCACCAGGACUGUGGAAUCGCACACCGCGAUGUAAAGCCAGAAAAUAUUUUACUUGAUAAAAAUGGUAAUCUGAAACUAGCCGACUUUGGUUUGGCUUCCCAAUUCAGACGCAAGGACGGAACUCGACGCGUUUGCUCGGACACACGAGGCAGUUUGCCAUACAUGGCCCCUGAAAUUGUGUACUCUCGUGGCUACUACGCUGACAUUACAGAUAUUUGGUCUUGUGGUGUUUUAAUUUUUGUUCUUCUUACAGGCGAAACACCUUGGGCACUGCCGAAUGAAGAAGAUAGCCAAUUUCGUGAAUUCUGGGAAAACAGUGGCAAGUUGGCCAAUGGCCCAUGGGCAAAAGUAGAUUUUGCACAGCUAAACCUUCUUCGAAAAAUGUUAGAUCCAAACCCAGAUAAGCGAUCUAGUUUGAAUCAGCUGAAGUUACACAAUUGGUAUACAGCACCUAUAUCAUUUGCAGAUGAAUCUGGAAUUUGCAACGACACUCACAUUUUGACACAGAAACUGAUGAGUAGGCUUCAUAUAUCACUUACUGACGACGCAUUCUUUGCCGAUUCUUCUUCUACAGAAGUCCAUUCAAAUGACAGAGUUUUGUCGACGCAACCCGUGCAGUCUGAUAUCGCUGAGUUGCAAAGAGAUUUUUGUGAAACGGACAACUUUGUUUCUAGUCAAUAUGAGCUACCGCGGAAGCAAGAUCAGGGCAAUUUUGUUGGACAUGAAAUUGAGUGGAGCCAGCAAAUCCAGCAUGAUAUGGCAACACAGCAGUUUAAUGAUACAAAUGGAGCCGAAUUCCCCCUAAUCAGCCCUUCCAGGUUAACCAAAUUUUACUCUUUUCGGCAAAUAAAUGUCAUUCUAGAGACGGUGGAAACUGCCUUGCUAAGGCUAAAUGUACCUGUCAAGACCUUACAUCAGACAUUUCAAGAGUUACGGAAAUGUCACGGCGAAGCGGAUUUGUUUCCGAUGUCCAUCAACGUUAAAACAACUGACCGAAAGGGCUGGGUCCUGUCUGGAAACAUAAUAUUGUACAAUGUCGACGAGGGUCUCACGCUUCUCUAUUUCAACCGAAGAAAGGGUGAUCCUUUAGAGUGGAGACGAUUCUUCAAAAAAAUGAGUGUUCUUUGUCGUGAUCUCAUUUUUCUACCCCACAGAUAA
This is a messenger RNA of Lachancea dasiensis, 1560 nucleotides long. The record is from the annotation of a GenBank genome assembly. Lineage: Eukaryota; Fungi; Ascomycota; Saccharomycetes; Saccharomycetales; Saccharomycetaceae.